CCCCGCCUGGGCGCGGGGCCCCGGGCGAGCUGGGGUGCGCACGGCUUCGCGAGGAGCCGGCAUGGAAACGGAAUCGUUCCUCGGAAACACCCUAUGAAAUCCCAGAGCACAUACCAAUGGAAGGCCCUUUGCAAACCUUCGUUCACGUGUGCCAUGAAAAUGGUCAGUGGAUGUCACGCUUACCAGAGAAGCUCUGGGAUAUUCCCCUCUAUAACUUAGCACUUCCAGGGAGUCACGACACUAUGACCUACUGUUUGGAUAAAAGCUCUGCUGUUAGUGGCAAUGAGUCCAAGCUGGUGAAGUUUUUAAACAAAUGUCUGCCCUGCAUUGUGCACCCCAUUAUCAUGAAGUGGUCUAUAACACAGGUCCUGACUGUGACGGAGCAACUUGAGGCUGGAGUUAGAUACCUGGAUUUUAGGAUCGCCCACAAGGCUAAUGAUCCUUCUAUGAAUUUGUACUUUGUGCAUAUGGUUUACACAACUGUUACUGUUAAGGAUAUUCUGAGGGAAAUAUUGAGGUGGUUAGAAACUCAUCCUCAGGAAGUUGUUAUCAUAGCCUGCAGGAAUUUUGAUGGAUUAACCAAAAGACUUCAUAAUCACCUUGUUGCCUGUAUAAAAGAGAUUUUCCAGUGUAAACUGUGUCCUAGAAAUGUGGUGCCAACACUGCGGACCAUGUGGCACCUCGGCCAUCAGGUUAUAGUCUCAUAUGAAGAGGAGGUGGAGCUGGGAAAGCACUGUGAGCUGUGGCCCCCCAUCCCAUACUGGUGGGGAAACAAAACAUCCACUCGUGCUCUUAUCCGGUAUUUGGAGCUCAUGAAGCGCGUGGGCCGGCCAGGAAAAUUCUUUGUGGCAGGGAUUAACCUUACUGAAAAUUUAAGGUAUAUUCUUGUACACCCAUUUGGUUCAUUGAAGAAAAUGACACUCCAGAGUCUUCCAUGUUUGAAAAUAUGGAUAAGGCAGCAGUAUCCAGGACCAAAAAAAAAAUGUAUUAACAUCAUUGCUGGAGACUUUAUAGGAAACAAUGAUUUUGUCAAAGAUGUGAUAGAACUUAACACAAAAAUUAAUCCUCCAUUGCACUGUCAAAGUGAACUGGAACAAAUAACAUUUAAUUCUCAUCUUCUUAAUCUGUGAAAAGUAAACAAAGCUUUGUCUGCAUUUAUUGUGCCCUGCUGUAAACAUCCUGACUCUCAUAAAGGUCCAAUUAACUAAAACCAGGAAUGUCUUAGUAGGAAAAGGUCUCAACAUCAUCAGGGUUUUGAGGCCUUUGGACAGAAAAGAGGGCAGGUACCUUGCUGAAGGCUCUAGAGAACUAUGGCAUAGGUGUAAUUUUUUUGGAGAUGCUUUGAUUCUGUAGCAGCUGUCAUUACUGAAAGUCCCAAGAACUCAAUCUUACUUUACAUAGGACUAAGAAGGAGGAAAAUAUCAGUAGUUGCAUGAUUUAUUGGUAAGAUGUUCUCAUUCUGACAAUUGUAAGGAUAUUCUGCACUACUUGCCACCCAAAUUCUUACUCUUUUAUAUCAGUCUGAAAUUGACUUGUUGGUUUUCAUAGUUUCUGUUAAACAAAAGGAACAAUUAAAAAUAUUUUUGAUGUAUCAGAGAUGCUGCACUGACAAUCAAGUUUGAAAUUAUUUUUAUAUACAUACCAAUGUGCUAAGUAUCAGUUGUGAGCUACCUUAAGAACAUGAUAGCUCCAAAAUUAUUUGGAAUUUUUAAGAGGUAAUUGAAUUUGCACUUAAUCAUGCCAGUUCUGCAGGGAUAAAGAUACCAAAAUGAAGCCCUUACACAGUUUGUCUGUGGUAGUUAAACAUUUUACUAGGUGUUGACUAAGUAUGCCUUACAAUGAAAAUAAACAAGAGGAAACAAAUUCCUGAUCUUAACUUGAACUGCCCUAGAAAUACAGAUUCUUGGCUUCUAUCAUGCUCAUUUGGGGUUUCACACCUGGUCUUUUAUUUAGCUAUUUUAGUAGCUCUGUAAUUACUUUUCCUCUCACUAAGUAGUUUUUGUGUAUGUCAAAACUAAGAGGUUUAUGCUAUUUCCCAUCACAUACUAAUUCUGUUUUUCUAAAUGAACUGUGUAAUAACAGAUCAUCAUGAAGGCAAUAGAAAUGUCAAGCAUCAGCACUAAAAUAAAACCACUUAUUGUGUAAAGUUCACUAUGCAACUUCAUCCAUAUACCUCACUAUUUAGAUGCACCUUAUAUAUAAAAACUAAAUUCAGAUGUCUGCUAAUGUUUGCAGAAGUUUUUCUGCCUAUCUUUUGUGCCCUCUUUUGUGUCCUUGUUAUUCUCAAUAAAACUUGAUCUCUCUCUGUAA
This is a messenger RNA of Lonchura striata (white-rumped munia), 2310 nucleotides long. It is a transcript of the gene PLCXD1, whose product is annotated as phosphatidylinositol specific phospholipase C X domain containing 1. Gene Ontology annotation, molecular function: phosphoric diester hydrolase activity. NCBI's taxonomy places the organism in Eukaryota, Metazoa, Chordata, Aves, Passeriformes, Estrildidae. Gene Ontology annotation, biological process: lipid metabolic process. The record is from RefSeq and is a predicted model, not a curated record.